This is a messenger RNA of Moesziomyces antarcticus, 2319 nucleotides long. Its product is annotated as GMC oxidoreductase. The transcript has a single exon. Gene Ontology annotation, molecular function: long-chain-alcohol oxidase activity; flavin adenine dinucleotide binding. The coding region runs from base 1 to 2319 and encodes 772 amino acids. The record is from RefSeq and is a predicted model, not a curated record. Lineage: Eukaryota; Fungi; Basidiomycota; Ustilaginomycetes; Ustilaginales; Ustilaginaceae.
AUGUCCGUCGCCACGACAGGCACCAUUCCCAUGCCUCAGAUCAUGAAGGCCGAGGAGUACUGGAAUCCCGGACAGAGGGAGGCCUUCCUCGCCUUCGCUGACGCCAUCGUUCCCGAGCUCGAUGGAGUCGAGGCCGCAGACGUCCUCUCCCACCUCCCCAUCGAGGCCUCGGACCGCCAGCGCGAACUCGCGCCACGCUUCGCAAGGGAAGGCUUCAAGUCGACCCCACGCCUGCUCGACUGCGCAGCCCAGCAGGUCAAGGCUUCGCUCUCCCCCAAGGUCGCCGGCGACAUCAACCUCUUCCUCACUCUCCUCUCCACCCGCCCUGGCUGCCUCGCCCUCACGGGCUACAUCGGCCCUUUCGCGCAGCUCGACCGCGACACGCGCGAAAAGAUCAUCUUAGGCUGGUUCACCUCUCGCCUCACCUUGCUGCGAAAGGCCUCCGCAGGUCUCAAGGGAAUCACCCUCCUCGUCUACUACCGCAACCAUCAGCCCGCUUGGGAGGCCAUCGGCUACCCGGAUGGCCGACCCGACGACUGGACCCGUCCUUCCCAGGGCGGCGAGGCUUCGCCUGCCGUCCCCGUGUACGACUACAAGUUUGAAAACGAAAAGAUCGCCGCACAGCCCUCGGGCUCCGAGAUCAUCGUCGACACCGAGGUGCUCGUCAUCGGCUCCGGUUCCGGGGGCGGAGUUGCUGGCAGCUAUCUAGCCCAGCGCGGCGUCCGCACUUUGAUCGUCGACAAGGGCAUCUACCUCCACCCGGACAAGGUCGUCGGCAGGGAGGACCAGGGAUACGGCCUCCUCUACGAAGGCGAGGGCAUCAUGCCCUCCGAAGACGGCUCCAUCAACAUCCUCGCCGGCUCCACCUUUGGCGGCGGCUCUUCCAUCAACUGGUCCGCCUCGCUCAAGCCUCGUCACUUUGUUCGCAAGGCUUGGUCCGACAAGUACGGCGUCCCUUACUACAACAGCCCCUACUUUACCUCGGAUCUCAACGCCGUCUGCACCCGCAUGGGUGUCGCCGUUGCACCCAUCCGUCACAACGUCGGCAACUCGCUCCUUGCCCUCGGCGCUCAACGCGCCGGUCACCCCGUCGAGCCCGUCCCCCAGAACAGCGGCGGACACACCCACUACUGCGGAAAGUGUCAGCUCGGAUGCAUCUCGGGUCACAAGCAGGGCGGCGUUGUCUCUUGGCUCCGCGAUGCCGCCGAGGCCGGCGCCGCCUUCAUGACCAACUGCUACGUCGAGAGGAUCCUUUUCGAUAAGAACAAGCGCGCCGUUGGUGCGCUCGCCACCGUCGACGGACGCAAGGUCAAGAUCCUGGCCGCCAAGGGCGUCGUCGUCUCGUCCGGCUCGCUGCAGACGCCCGCGCUCCUCCUCCGAUCGCCCGAGCUCAAGAGCAACAAGAUGAUCGGCCAGACCCUCCGUCUGCACCCAGCGACCGUUGUGACCGGCUACUACAACUUCCCCAUCAAGCCUUGGGAGGGUGGACUGCUCACCAUGGUGGACAACUCCGCCGAGAUGGUCGACAAGGACGGCUGGGGUUGCAAGAUCGAGGUCAUCGCUUCGUCCCCCUCGAUUCACGCGGCUUUCAGCAACUUUUCAAGCGCCAAGGACCACAAGUCUCGCAUGCUCCGAUACAGCCAUAGCUACACCAUGGUCAUCAUCUGCCGUGACCGUGACAGCGGCCGCAUCGUCCUCGACGACCAAGGCAAGGCGCGAGUCGAAUACACCAUCUCGCCCUUCGACCAGCGCUCGCUCAUCCAAGGCAUCCUCCGCGGUGCCGACGCGCAUCUCAUGGCUGGUGCCGAGGCCAUCUCGACCGUGCAGACCGGCGUGCCUGCCUUUGAAGCCGCCUCCCUCGGCUCGGUCCAGCCUCCGUCGUCCGGUGCUCCCGCUCCUGCCCCUCCCAGCAGUGACAGCAUCUACACCGAGACCACCCAGGUGCCCGCCACCUGGACGCCCGUCCAGACGGUGCCUCGCGACCUCAACAACCCUGCCUACAAGGCAUGGCAGCAGAAGAUCGUCUCGACUGGAGCCAAGCCGUACAUCUGCUCGAUCGGCUCGGCGCAUCAGAUGGCGUCUUGCCGCAUGGGCGGCAACCCCAAGAUCUCGGCUCUCGACCCCGAGGGCCGCGUCUGGGGCGCCAAGAAUCUCUGGGUCGCCGAUGCUUCCGCCAUGCCCGAGUCCAGUGGUGUGAACCCCAUGAUCACCACCAUGGCCACCGCCCGCGGCGUCGCCCGCAACGUCGCCCGCGACAUUGGCGCCGUCGAGCCUCUCCAGCUUCGUUCGGAGGGUGGAGAGAGCCAAGCCCGUCUGUAG